AUAGAGAGCUUUUAGGUGAGCAUCGCAAAGACGCAAAUUACAAAGGCUACAAACUCUAGAGAGAAGGGCCAGCAAGCAGUGAAAUAGAAGAAGAAAAUGGGAGGAGGAAUGGAGGCAAACAAGAACAGGUUCGUGGAGGAGUGGGGCGCGGCCAGAGAAAAUCUCGAGCACAACUUCCGGUGGACUCGCCGCAACUUCGCCAUCAUCGGAAUCUUCGGCAUUGCUAUCCCCGUCCUAGUCUACAAGGGCAUCGUCCGAGAAUUCCAUAUGCAAGAUGAGGAUGCAGGCAGACCAUACAGGAAGUUUCUGUGAGUACUGAGACGGUGCUUCACAAUAACUGUGGGACUAGUCAUAGAAGGUUCUCUACUGGACCCACAGAUUUUACCAUCCUUGUAUGGGAAAGCAUUUCCUUUGUUAAUGUCAACGUUCAUUAAACAUAAUGUUAUGUGAAUUUGCCUUUUAUUUUGGGUUGUAUUUUUCUGAAUACUGCACAAUCAAUGGUAAACUUCUGCUUUUACUAGUA
Rosa chinensis is the source of this 523-nucleotide messenger RNA. RefSeq lists its product as uncharacterized. The coding region runs from base 97 to 312 and encodes 71 amino acids. The record is from RefSeq and is a predicted model, not a curated record. NCBI's taxonomy places the organism in Eukaryota, Viridiplantae, Streptophyta, Magnoliopsida, Rosales, Rosaceae. The transcript has 2 exons.